AGGAUGAGGAUGCUGCGGAGGGGAAGGAGGGAGCUGCCGGAUCUUCCUGGUCCGCCCCUCAUGUGGCUGUGACGGCAGAGGGACGCAGGGCUCACGGCGGGCUCCUCCUCCUCCCCACGCCGAACUGCAGAAACGAAAGUGGAGCCUCCGGCCCAGCGCUCCGAGAUGCCCGGCAGCCCCGAAGCCUCCCGGACCCCCGGGCCCCAAGAAGAUGGCUCUGCUGCCCCUAAGGAGCCGGGGGCCGCACCAGGACCCUCCCAGUGCCCUGCUUCCUCUGAGUCACUGGGGGAGGACGACUUCCAGUUCGUGCUGUGUGAGGGAUGCCGGCAGGAAUCAACCAACCUGAAGCUGCUCACCUGCCUGCACACGCUGUGCCUGGACUGCCUGACAGAGAACAAACCCAUGGGGCAAUGCCCCGUGUGCCAGGCUCCCAUCCCGCAGCCCGAUGGCAUCCCCGACGUGGACAACAUGCUGUUCAGCAGCCUGCAGGCUCGUCUGCGUGUCUACAGGAGGAUCAGCAGUGGGGGGCUGAGCUGCAGCCGGUGCAGGAGGGAGGCAGCAGCCAUGUGGUGCUCGGAGUGUGAGGAGUUCCUGUGCACGGGUUGCUUUGAGGACCACCAGUGGUUCUUUAAGAAGAGGAGCCACGAAGCCAGGAAGGUGGAGGAGCUGAGGGCUGAGUCGGCUCAUCGCUUCCUGGAGGGCACCAAGAAGUCAUGCAGCCUCUUCUGCUCCAGCCCUGGGCACACGGAGCAGGGCCACGUCACCAGCAUCUUCUGUAGGAAGUGUGAGAAGCCGCUGUGCUGCUCCUGCGCUCUGCUGGACACCCAGCACUCACCUUUCUACUGCGACAUCCGCACCGAGAUCCAGCGGCGGCAGGACGAGCUGGCAGCGCUGGGGCAGGAGCUGGAGCAACGGAGGGGCGGCUUCGAGGCAUCGCAGGCGGCGCUGCAGAAGGAGAUGGAGCGGCUGGAAGAGGCGGGGAGCACGGUGCGGGAGCUGGUGAAGCAGCGCGUGGAGCGGCUGGUGAGGCUGAUCCGGCACCAGGAGCAGGAGCUGCUGGCGCUGGUGGAACAGAGGCAGGAGAGGGGCAGGAAGGAGCUGGAGGGGGAGCUGCGGAGCGUGGAUGCCGUGCUGCGGAGGAUGGAGGCAGGCAAGAGGUUGGUGGAGAAGAUGGGCCUCUAUGCCACGGAGCAGGAGGUGAUGGACAUGCAGCCCUUCGUCAAGGAUGCGCUGGAGGAGCUGCAGCGGCAGUGCCCGGCGGUGGAUGGGGAGCUGGUGCUGCAUGAGGACUUUGCUGAGUGCCAUGCCAGGCUGCGGGUGCUGACUGAGUGCAUCGAGGGGCUGCAAGGCUGCAGCCCUGCCCUCUCUCUUGCAGGUGGCACUUCCCAGCCGGUCCCCGUGGUGGAAGUGGCCCUGGAGAACAACCUGCAGGAGGAGCCCCAGCCACACAGCAGCCAGGAUAUUGUGCCCACCUUCACCAUCAACCUCACCGAGAUGAGGAUGAGCUCAGUGUCCAAAGCAACCGCGCAGUCCAAGCGGUGCCUGUCUCACAUGGAGAGGAGUUGCCAGAUCUCACCCAAGCUGCUGAAGCUGGAGCAGGAUGAUGGUGAGCCCAGCUCAAAACAGUGGGAUGGCAGAGGGGGGCCCAGCACCUCCACACAGAGCCACAACGGCUGCGUGCCCCCCUCCAAAGCCAGCAGGAGCCGCACUCGGGAUGCAGAGGAUGGCAGCAUCAUCAUCAGCUCGGAGGACAGUGAGGAGGACAUGGACUUCACUGCUUGCUGAACAGCAACCCCAUCUCCCUCUUCUCCGAAAGGCAGCAAACCCCCACCUAGAUUUGCCUGGAGGGCCCACGUGGCAGCAUCCCCAGGGUCAAAGGGGACAUAGGGGCUGUUCCACCUGGGCAUAGGGGACAGCUCAGAAUGUAGGAGCCUGAAACUGUCCCAGGUAUCACCUUCCAGCAGUUCUUCAUCAGGACUGCCUCUGCAAUAUGGAGGUGGAUAUGGAGGCUACUCCCUUUUAAAGACUUUUCUUCCUUUAUAAGCUCCAGGCUGUGCUCUGAUAACACAAACCUCACUCUGCUGCAGGGAGGGCUGCUCACACCAUUGCUGGUAGCGCUUUCAUAGUCUCAUAGUCUCGUGCGGGUUGGAAGGGACCUUAGAGAUCAUCGAGUCCAACCCCCGGAAUUCGAGCCUCUGUGCACAGAGCGGCACUUCUACCACUUGUGCCACAGGGGGAUUCGAGCUCCGGGCCCCAGUGUUGCAAGGCGACAUUGCUACCACUGCGCCACCGGGGCACACUUUCUUCCACAGGACACUGAUACUCGAGCUCCUCUGCUCCCCAUUCUGAUAGCGGUUGUCCCAGAGCUCCCUGGCAAGAUUAUUUCCAGCUGGGGGAAAAAAAAAACACCCAGUUUUCUUAUGAAAUUCUUAUCUGCACAUUCCAGUGCUGCAGCCCAGCAGCCAGGCAGAGGGUUGUGAGAUGGGAUCACUGCUGGGGUGGCCCCACCAGCAGCAUCCCCGCUGGCUGGCUGAGCACCCGGCAGCGUUUUUAGUAUCAACUCCUCCCGCAGAAGUUUCUUUGUAUUCAAUAAAGGCGUUUCCAAGUCAAA
This is a messenger RNA of Coturnix japonica (Japanese quail), 2611 nucleotides long. RefSeq names its product PML nuclear body scaffold (gene PML). NCBI's taxonomy places the organism in Eukaryota, Metazoa, Chordata, Aves, Galliformes, Phasianidae. Gene Ontology annotation, cellular component: nucleoplasm. Gene Ontology annotation, biological process: innate immune response; intrinsic apoptotic signaling pathway in response to DNA damage; suppression of viral release by host. Gene Ontology annotation, molecular function: zinc ion binding. The record is from RefSeq and is a predicted model, not a curated record.